AUGAAUCCUGGGUCUGGGUCGGCGGGCGCCUGGUGCAAUCCCCCGCCUCCGGGCACCGACGAGGACCUGUCCAAUAGCUCGCUCAAAGAGAGCCCCACGCGGGCCAUAGACCGCAUCGACCCGUUCCUAAAGAGCGCCGAGUACAUAAAAUACGAGCGGCGGCGGCGGUCCCGCUCCCGCUCGCGGCACCGCCGCCACCGCUCGCGCUCGCGCUCACGCACCCGCCACAAGCACCGCCGCCGCUCUCGCAGCCGCUCGCGUCGCCGCCACAAGCGCCGCUCAAGGUCGCGACGCCGCUCCCGCAGGCGGCGCACGCCCACACCCCCCAAACUGCAGCCCCCCGAGCCGCAGGCGGAGCCCGAGGACGAUGACCAAGACGACGACGACGAGGAGGAGGAGGAGCCCUCCAAUGAGAACAUGUUCAAGAAUGAUGGGACCUUCAUGGAGAUGUUUAAGCGGAUGCAAGAGGAGCAGAAGAAGCAGCAGGAGGCGGCGGCGGCCGAGCCCAAGGCCCCCAUGCCCAUGUUUGGCAAAAGGCGCGGGGGCAAAGUCCUCAAAACGGGAAUGGUGCAGAAAACCAAAACUAUGACUCAGGAAGAGAGCGACGCGCAAGACGCGUGGACGUUGUACAUGAAGGAGGUUAAGCGAUACAAAGAGGCGUGUUGUGAUGAUGAUUCCAAGACGAGGCUGCUCGUUAAAUAG
Tribolium castaneum (red flour beetle) is the source of this 702-nucleotide messenger RNA. RefSeq lists its product as uncharacterized. Gene Ontology annotation, molecular function: 3'-5' exonuclease activity; 5'-3' exonuclease activity. The transcript has a single exon. Bases 1 to 702 code for a protein of 233 amino acids. Lineage: Eukaryota; Metazoa; Arthropoda; Insecta; Coleoptera; Tenebrionidae. The record is from RefSeq and is a predicted model, not a curated record.